AUGACCGACGCCAACAAAACGUCACUUCGUAUAGACUGGUUUGAUGGCACUCUGAUUGAAGAUAUUAGACAGAACGUCUCCAGUAGUUCCCAAUUUGAAGAUGAAGACUCUCCUGAAAUGCAGGCGCAACCACAAAAUCCACAAGAAGUUGAGAAAAAGCCUAUUGGUUUUAAACGGUUGAUGGAUAUAUCACAAUUAAAGCCGCCAAUUCUUAACGUAGAACUGUCUCACAGACCAGAAGUUGCCGAGAUCAGUGCUUUAGGAGUGAGAGAAGAACAUACAGAGACAAUAAGGGACAGUUUCUUUUUUGAAUUAGAGCACCUGAAAAAAGAUAUUAUGGUAAUCAUAAAUCAGAAUCCCAAGGAAUGUCUUCCGACAGAUUGUGAAAAGAGCAAUAAAGAUCCUAAUAACUUUAAAAAUCUUCCAAUUUUUCCAACUAAACAGGACAUCCUUGGUGUCAAUCAAGUUAAAAUUCAACCGAAUAUAAUCAAUGGUACUUACCCAAGUGUUGAACAUUAUCUUGAUCUGCAGUUUAAGCUGUUGAGGGAAGACUGUUUUGCACCAUUACGAGAAGGAAUAUGUAAAUAUAUGGAAAAUCCAUCCAAAAGAAGGCAUGAGAAUAUAAGGGUAUAUCCAAAAGUUCGUAUAAUUAGAACUUUUGUGAGCAACAACAAAGUUGGUCAUCUUGUGGACAUAGCGUGGCAGGAGCGUCUUGCCAAUGGAACUAUUGAUAAAAAGCAGUAUGCUUUUAACAAAAAACUAAUGUUUGGAUCGUUGCUUCUCUUCACGUGUGACCAGUUCGAGACAAUACUAUGCGCUUCUGUGCUAGACUCGAAUUUAAACCUGCUAAAUGAUGGAUAUAUUGUUGUGUCCUUCCAAAAUCCUGUUUCUAACACUAUUUUUACACAACCUUACUUGAUGGUGGAGAGUGAGGUGUUCUUUGAGCCAUACCACAGAGUUUUAGCGGUCUUGCAGAAAAUGAAGUCGGAAAAUUUACCAAUGAAGAAAUAUAUAGUAGAUGUUCAGGCCGAACCACAAACUCCCUCGUAUCUCACGCCUGAGACGAGAUACAGCAUAAAAGACCCCUUGAAUGGCGAAGAAAUAGACUUUCCCGUCCUAGAUUCUGAACUAUGGCCGCCGAACGAAACAAUCGGCCUCGACGAAUCUCAGAUGGACGCGUUCAAGUUCGCCCUGACUAGGCAAUUCGCCGUCAUACAGGGCCCGCCCGGCACGGGCAAAACGUUCUUAGGGAUCAAAAUCGCUUCCACACUACUCGGAAAUUUGUCCCUGGAAGGCACGCCCAUGGUCGUGAUCUGCUACACGAAUCACGCCCUUGACCAGUUCCUCGAGGGGAUCCUUCGCAUCACCGACAAGGUCAUCAGAUUGGGCAGCCAGAGCAAAAGCGUCGCCCUUCAGAAUCACACCUUAAAUAAUAUGCGGGGUAGGACAAAGUCGCGAUACUCCCACAUAUACUCUAGUAAGAGAGCAGAGCUGGAGAGGCUGUACAAAGAAAUGACGGAUGUCCAGACUAAAAUAGAGAAGUGUGAAAGGGAGUUGGUCUGUUACAAAACGCUUAAACCGUAUUUGAAAAUAGAUCGUAAGUCUUACGAGUUGAAAGCGACCAGCGAAGAUGAGAUAGUAUCCUGGCUGUUUGGCCACUUGGACGGGGAAGCGGAGAGUGUUAAUCAAGAGGAAGAGUUGGAAGAUUGGGAGAAGCAGUGCGAAGAGUUGAGCGUCAGCGAUGACGUGGAAACCUGCUUCUCCGAACAGUGGGCUCUCAAAGAGAUCCAAUCCAUGACCAACAGCAUAAAAUACGUGAAAGAUCUGACUCAAGAUGAGAUGGAAUCUCAGAAGAUGGUCGACAGGUUUCAGGGGCAGAUCGAGAAACUUAGGAACAGGUUGAACUAUUUCAAGAAACACAUGGUCAUGUCGCAAACGUGCGUCCAUCCGGAUCCUGAUAUCCCGCAAGUGGAUGAUUUAUAUGAUUUAUCGCCGGAGAGGAGAUGGCGAGUCUACCACUCCGCAGCAACAGCAUUGAAAGACAAGCUUGUCACCACGAUGAACGACUUGAUGGAGAGGCACAACGCGUGCGGCGAGGAGCUGCGCGAAGUUGGCGCCGCCCUGGACGGGGAGGUGGUGCGGGCUGCCAGGGUGCUUGGUGCCACCACCAGCGCGGCGGCCAGGAGCCACAGCCUGCUGGCCAAGUUGCCAUCCCCCAUAGUUAUCGUCGAGGAGGCCGCCGAGGUGUUGGAAGCCCACAUAGUGGCCUCUAUCACCAACCACUGCCAACAUCUCAUACUAAUCGGGGACCAUAGGCAGCUCCGUCCGACCGCCGCCCACUUCAGGCUCGCGCGCGAUUACAACUUAGACGUAUCGCUCUUCGAGCGUAUGCUCCGCAACGGUCUCCACGCGCGGACGCUCACCACCCAGCGGCGGAUGCGCGACGGCUUCGCCCGGCUGCUGGUGCCGGAGAUCUACGAGAGGCUCCUCAGCCACCCCUCGGUGCUGGGCUACCCCCGCAUAAGGGGGGUGGCGGACGAACUGUUCUUCUACGACCACGACCGGCCCGAAGACAGCGAGGACCUGGAAGACAGCUGGAGUCACAGGAACGCCUACGAAGCGGAAUGGUGCUUGGCCCUAGCAAACUACCUGCGGAAACGCAACUACUCGUCAGAGGAGAUAACAGUACUGGCCACAUACGCUGGGCAAGCCGCUCUCAUGAAGGGCUUGAGCAAGAAAUACGAUCUACUGAGGGGCGUUAAAAUCACAGUGGUCGAUAACUACCAGGGCGAGGAGAACAGGAUAGUCAUAUUGUCGCUCGUGAGGAGCAACAAGGACGGCAAGAUAGGGUUCCUGUCGGCGGGCAACAGGAUCUGCGUCGCGAUGUCCCGCGCCAAGGAGGGUUUCUACAUCUUCGGCAACAUGGCGGCUCUCCGAUCGGCCAGUCCGAUAUGGAGGUGCAUUGGGGACAAGCUUCGCGCUCAGAACGCUAUCGGUGGCAGAUUUUCGCUGCGAUGCGACACACACGCGGAAACAUCUCACCAUAUCGACCGCUACGAGGAGUUCAACGUCUGCUUAGCCCCGAACGGCGUCUGUCUGAAGAGUUGUAUAACU
Messenger RNA from Iphiclides podalirius (scarce swallowtail), 3114 nucleotides. The record is from the annotation of a GenBank genome assembly. Lineage: Eukaryota; Metazoa; Arthropoda; Insecta; Lepidoptera; Papilionidae.